CCUUUGAGACGCACAGUUCGUAAGCAGUGGGAUUAUUCUGAACGUUCGUAAUCAGUCAACUUAUAAGUAACCUAAUGAAUUACAAUUUACCCGCAGCUUAGCCGGGAUGAACUCAUAACCGCCUCGUUGCUGUCAAAAGUGGCGGGGAUCGUGUCAUCGAAGCUGCUGUGCCCGGAGACCCAGCUCUCAAUCACGGCCCACUACAACAUCGACCACUACGAGAGCCCGGAAAGAAGCGCCGUUCACGCGGUAGCUGCUGGCAUGGUGACAGUGUUGGCCAUGGCGUCAAGCACUGCAUGGAGCCUGGUCACCUUCCUGUCCGCAGAGGCCUGCCUGAACGAAGUGUGCAAGACAAUGUCAAAGCUGGUCUUUUUGCCCGAACUCACGCCACACGUAGUGCUAACGUGGCUGCUGAAACCGCUGGUACUUCUCAUGGGCAUCCAGGAGGCAGAGAUGCACUCCGCCGCCGACCUGCUGGCAGCCAGCGUACUCGACAACGAUGUCGUCGCACUCAUGCGACACGCUGCCAACGGCCCCUUGUCGGUACGCUCCUUGAACGUGCCGCAAAUUCACCAAAGACUGCGACGUCGGAGUUAUGGGCGCCGUGUUGUCAGUUGCUUUCCCUCGAGGAUUUAG
Dermacentor andersoni is the source of this 636-nucleotide messenger RNA. The record is from RefSeq and is a predicted model, not a curated record. Lineage: Eukaryota; Metazoa; Arthropoda; Arachnida; Ixodida; Ixodidae.